Molecule: messenger RNA, 9970 nt
Organism: Pantherophis guttatus
Lineage: Eukaryota; Metazoa; Chordata; Lepidosauria; Squamata; Colubridae
Gene: TLN1
Product: talin 1
Biological process (GO): cell-cell adhesion; actin cytoskeleton organization
Cellular component (GO): cytoskeleton; ruffle; cytoplasm
Molecular function (GO): integrin binding; actin filament binding; structural constituent of cytoskeleton
Source: RefSeq, a predicted model, not a curated record
UUCCACCUGUGACUGCAAAGUGACAGGUGGGGGGAUUUGUGGCUGAGGAGGAGGAGGAGCAGGGUUUGACCACCUCCAGUUUAUGAGCAUUCUGGGAUGCCUGGUUCUGCUCCCCACUCCUCAAAUGCGGCCUCCCUUGGGCAAUGAGAAAAAGCCUGUCCUGCUGGCUGGGCUGGGCUGGGCUUGAGCUGCUGGUCCUCACUUUGGGUGCAGAAAAGAUGCCCUUGUGGCUGGGCUCUGACUUGGGCUGGGAGCUGCCCAUCCCUGCCCAGGCCCCCUCACUGCUCCUGGAUGCUUUGGGGCGAGAGGUGGUAGGCAUCCAAAUUCACCUGAUUGGUGGGUGCCAUUGAGGGGAGGGGCUUUGGGGAGUAGGCGUGACCCACCCAAGCAGAAGGGGGCCUGGCCUUGGGGUCAGAUGAAAGGAAAGGGGCUGCAGCUGCUGGGGCGCAGAUAGGAGAGUCUCGCCCUGUCCAGAAGCUGAAGCAGGUAGGCUCCACACCCAAAGUCCCCCCGUCAAAGACCACAAAGAACUGGGCAACUGGACAGGCAGAAUCAGGUACCCAGAGGAGUCGCAGGGGGAUGGGGGGAGGGCAGAAGAAGCCCCUGCCUCCUCCAAGCCCUGCAAAGGACCCCGCCAGCUGCCAGUCUGCCUCUGGCAGUGGCACAAGAGGUCCAAAAGGCAGGUGCAUCAGAGAUAUCAGGGUGGGCCCAGCGCACACCCCUUUAGCCACCCUCAGGACGGAGGUCACGAAGGUAACUCCUCCCUGGAAACUGCUGCCAGCCCCAUGGUCUGUCUGAGCUCUAGGGAAGCAGCAGGGCGUGAUGAAAGGGUGUAGGUGGCACGGUGGGAUACAGCACAGUGUGGUGUUGGCACCUCGGUUUUCUGGCAUGGGCUGCCUUCCUAGUUGGAGGGGCUCCUUUUCUCCUCUGGGAAGCGCAUCCUUGACUUUAAACCCAAGAGGGAGAACUCUCUCCCCUGCCCCCCGCCUCAUGAGGUAGCUGUGCCUGGGAGGGUCCUCUGCAGCCUCCUCAUUUCAGGCACUAUCUUCACUUUGUGCCAGAGGCAUUGGAGAAGCCUUCAGCUGUCCCGGGGGGGGGGGGCGGGGGAGGCAACUGUCGGGUGCCAGGCUGGGCCUUCUGGCUUCCUUCAGCGGUUUCCUCUCGCCGGCCAUCUGAGCAUAAUCAGCCUCCUCCGACCACCGGCCUUAUCAGUUCAGCUCCACCAGGAGGGGCUUCCUCCUGUGGGCAUGAUGCAGCACAUCUUUGCCCACAGGCUCCUUCUGGGCCCACCCCCUUCCUGCUGCCCUGCCCUGGCGCAAGCAGUGCCUGCCUGGGCAUGGGAUCUCCACACUUCUCCACAGCGGUGGUAGUAAAAGGGAAGUUUCUUGUCAUGGGGCAGCAGCCUCCUGUUCUCGUCUUGACCACUGCCUCCCUCCAGCAGCUGUGCCAGGGAAAGCGGGAGGGGAGUUGGCACACACAGAGAAUGCUUUUGGGAUGUGCUGCGGGAUUGGGCUGGAUGCUGAAGGCUGAGCUGCUUUGGAACCAGUCAGCUUGGGCCACCUGUGUGGGCACCUGCCUGUCUCCCUCCCGUGGCACCUGGGGAGGGCUCCCUGCUCACCCCACCUUUCCUCAACAGGUGAAGCAGGAGAGGGCACAUCUCAGGCGCCACCAUGGUGGCCUUAUCGCUCAAGAUAAGCAUUGGCAAUGUGGUGAAGACUAUGCAGUUUGAGCCCUCCACCAUGGUGUACGAUGCCUGCCGCAUCAUCCGGGAACGGGUGCCGGAGGCCCAGAUGGGGCAGCCCCACGACUUUGGCCUUUUUCUCUCGGAUGAAGACCCCAAGAAGGGGAUAUGGUUGGAGGCCGGGAAGGCUCUGGACUACUACAUGCUCCGCAAUGGGGACACCAUGGAGUACAAGAAGAAGCAACGGCCCCUGAAGAUCCGUAUGCUGGAUGGAACGGUCAAGACAGUCAUGGUGGAUGACUCCAAGACAGUCACCGACAUUCUCAUGACCAUUUGUGCCCGGAUCGGCAUCACCAAUUACGACGAGUACUCGCUGGUGCGGGAGAUCCUGGAGGAGAAGAAGGAGGAGCAGACGGGCACGCUCAGAAAGGACAAGACCCUCCUGCGCGACGAGAAGAAGAUGGAGAGGCUGAAGCAGAAGCUCCACACGGAUGACGAGCUGAACUGGCUGGAUCACGGACGCACUUUGCGCGAACAGGGCAUUGAUGACAACGAGACACUGCUCCUCCGGCGGAAGUUCUUCUACUCCGACCAGAACGUGGAUUCCCGCGACCCUGUGCAGCUCAACCUCCUAUAUGUCCAGGCCCGAGAUGACAUCCUGAAUGGCUCCCACCCUGUCUCCUUCGACAAAGCCUGCGAGUUUGCCGGUUACCAGUGUCAGAUCCAGUUUGGUCCUCACAAUGAGCAGAAGCACAAGACUGGGUUUCUGGAGUUGAAGGAUUUUCUGCCAAAGGAGUACAUCAAGCAGAAGGGGGAGCGGAAGAUUUUCCUGGCCCACAAGAACUGUGGCAUCAUGAGUGAGAUUGAAGCCAAGGUACGGUACGUGAAGCUCGCCCGCUCACUCAAGACAUACGGCGUCUCCUUCUUCUUGGUCAAAGAGAAGAUGAAGGGGAAGAACAAGCUGGUCCCCCGUCUCCUGGGCAUCACCAAGGAGUGUGUGAUGCGUGUGGACGAGAAGACCAAGGAGGUCAUUCAGGAGUGGAAUCUGACCAACAUCAAGCGCUGGGCAGCCUCUCCCAAGAGCUUCACCCUGGACUUUGGGGACUAUCAGGACGGCUAUUACUCUGUACAGACAACCGAAGGGGAGCAGAUUGCCCAGCUCAUCGCUGGGUACAUUGACAUCAUCUUGAAGAAGAAAAAGAGCAAAGACCACUUUGGCUUGGAAGGAGACGAGGAAUCCACCAUGCUGGAGGACUCCGUGUCCCCCAAGAAGUCGACCCUUCUGCAGCAGCAGUUCAACCAGCUGAACAAAGCCGAGCACAGCUCCGUGGCCCUCCCAGUCAUCAUACGGCCGGGAGCCAGUGGGCCGGAGAACUUCCAGAUGGGCACCAUGCCCCAGGCCCAGCAGCAGGUCACGAGUGGGCAGAUGCAUCGGGGGCACAUGCCCCCUCUGACAUCGGCUCAGCAGGCCCUCACGGGCACACUCAACUCCAGCCUGCAGGCCGUGAAAGCUGCACAGUCCAGCCUGGACGACUUCGAGACCCUCCCGCCCCUGGGCCAAGAUGCGGCCUCCAAGGCCUGGCGAAAGAACAAGAUGGACGAGUCGAAGCACGAAAUCCACUCCCAAGUCGAUGCCAUCACCGCAGGCACGGCUUCAGUGGUCAACCUGACCGCCGGUGACCCGGCAGAAACAGACUACACGGCCGUGGGCUGCGCCGUCACUACCAUCUCCUCCAACCUGACCGAGAUGUCCAAGGGGGUGAAGCUGCUGGCGGCACUAAUGGAGGACGAGGGCGGCAAUGGGCGGCAACUCCUUCAUGCCGCUAAAAAUCUGGCUGGGGCUGUCUCAGAACUCUUAAAAACAGCCCAGCCGUCCAGCGCUGAGCCACGGCAGGCUCUGUUGCAGGCAGCUGGCGCGGUGGGACAGACCAGCGGAGAAUUGCUGCAGGAGAUUGGAGAGAGUGACACGGAUCCCCAUUUCCAGAUUGUGGAGAGCCGGCGCCUCCGGACCCUGUCCGCCCCCGAUGGCAAGACGGAUGUGCUGAUGCAGCUUGCCAAGGCGGUGGCCAGUGCAGCAGCCGCUUUGGUUCUGAAGGCCAAGAAUGUGGCCCAGAAGACAGAGGACUCGGUGCUGCAAACGCAGGUGAUCGCUGCAGCCACACAGUGUGCCCUCUCCACUUCCCAGCUGGUGGCCUGCACCAAGGUGGUCGCUCCCACCAUCAGCUCCCCCGUCUGCCAGGAACAACUGAUCGAGGCUGGGAAGCUGGUGGCCAAGUCAGUGGAAGGCUGUGUGGAUGCCUCCCAGGCGGCCACCUCUGACGAGCAGCUGCUGAAACAGGUGGGAGUGGCUGCCACCGCAGUAACUCAGGCGCUCAAUGACCUGCUGGAGCACAUCAAGCAGCACGCCACAGGUGGACAGCCCGUUGGGCGCUACGACCAGGCUACCGACACCAUCCUCAACGUCACUGAGAACAUCUUCAGCUCCAUGGGCGACGCUGGUGAAAUGGUUCGUCAGGCUCGCAUCCUGGCCCAGGCGACAUCUGACCUGGUGAAUGCCAUCAAGGCUGAUGCAGAGGGAGAGACCGACCUGGAAAACUCACGGAAAUUGCUGAGUGCCGCCAAGAUCCUGGCAGAUGCUACAGCCAAGAUGGUGGAAGCAGCAAAGGGGGCAGCGGCCCACCCAGACAGUGAGGAGCAGCAGCAGCGGCUACGGGAAGCGGCUGAGGGGCUUCGCAUGGCUACCAAUGCAGCAGCCCAGAAUGCCAUCAAGAAGAAGCUGGUGCAUCGGCUAGAGCACGCAGCCAAGCAAGCCGCUGCAGCUGCCACACAGAUGAUUGCGGCUGCCCAGCACAGUGCCGGGGGGAGCAAGAACCCUUCCGCCCAGCAGCAGCUCGUGCAGAGCUGCAAGGUGGUGGCUGAUCAGAUCCCGAUGCUGGUGCAGGGAGUUCGUGGCAGCCAGUCGCAGCCUGACAGCCCCAGUGCCCAGCUGGCCCUCAUUGCUGCCAGCCAGAACUUCCUGCAGCCUGGUGGGAAGAUGGUGGCUGCUGCCAAGGCUACGGUACCCACCAUCUCGGAUCAGGCCUCUGCCAUGCAGCUCAGCCAGUGCGCUAAGAACCUGGCAGCAGCUCUUGCUGAACUCCGCACAGCAGCACAGAAGGCGCAGGAGGCCUGUGGCCCGCUGGAGAUCGACUCGGCCCUCAGCCUGGUGCAGAGCCUGGAGAGAGACUUGCAGGAGGCCAAGGCGGCUGCACGGGAUGGCAAACUGAAGCCCCUUCCAGGGGAGACGAUGGAGAAGUGUGCCCAGGACCUGGGCAAUAGCACCAAGGCGGUCAGCUCUGCCAUUGCUCACCUGCUGGGAGAGAUUGCCCAGGGCAACGAGAACUACACAGGGAUUGCAGCCCGGGACGCAGCGCAAGCGCUGCGCUCCCUCAGCCAGGCUGCACGGGGUGUGGCUGCCAGCAUGGAGGACCCUCAGGCUCAAGCAGCCACCCUGGACUGUGCUGGAGACGUCAUGGACAAAGCCAGCAGCCUCAUCCGGGAGGCCCGCAAGGCGGUGUCCAAGCCAGGAGAUGCUGAGAGCCAGCAGCGCCUGGCCCAGGUGGCCAAGGCCGUGUCCCAAGCCCUGAACCGUUGUGUCAACUGUCUGCCCGGUCAGCGGGACGUCGAUGCUGCCAUCCACACGGUUGGCGAGGCUAGCAAGAGGCUGUUGGCCGAUUCUUUUCCUCCCAGCACCAAGAACUUCCAGGAGGCCCAGAGCCAGCUGAACCAGGCUGCAGCUGGCUUGAACCAGUCGGCUAAUGAGCUUGUCCAGGCGUCGCGCGGGACACCCCAGAACUUGGCCAAGGCUUCCGGCAAGUUUGGCCAGGACUUCAAUGAGUUCCUACAGGCUGGGGUGGAGAUGGCCGGACAGUCCCAGUCAAAGGAGGCCCAGGGCCAGCUGGUGUCCAACCUCAAGGGCAUCUCGCUCUCCUCCAGCAAGUUGCUCCUGGCAGCCAAAGCACUCUCCGCAGACCCUGCAGCACCCAAUCUCAAGAACCAGCUGGCAGCAGCUGCCCGGGCUGUGACGGACAGCAUCAACCAGCUGAUCACCAUGUGCACCCAGCAGGCACCGGGCCAGAAGGAGUGUGACAAUGCUCUGCGGGAGCUGGAGACGGUGCGAGAACUUCUGGAGAACCCCACCCAGGCCGUCAGUGACAUGUCCUAUUUCAACUGCCUGGACAGCGUCAUGGAGAACUCCAAGGUGCUGGGCGAGGCCAUGGCUGGCAUCUCACAGAAUGCCAAGAACAGCAAGCUGCCAGAGUUUGGAGAAUCCGUCAGUACAGCCUCCAAGGCCCUCUGCGGCUUCACUGAAGCGGCUGCCCAGGCAGCAUAUUUGGUUGGCGUUUCUGACCCCAACAGCCAGGCCGGUCAGCAAGGCCUGGUGGACCCCACCCAGUUUGCCAGAGCCAACCAAGCCAUCCAGAUGGCCUGCCAGAACCUCAUCGACCCAGCCUGCACACAGUCCCAGGUCUUGUCGGCCGCUACCAUUGUGGCCAAGCAUACCUCCGCCCUUUGCAAUACCUGCCGACUGGCCUCCUCCCGCACCGCGAAUCCGGUGGCCAAGCGCCAGUUUGUCCAGUCUGCCAAGGAGGUAGCCAACAGCACAGCCAACCUCGUCAAGACCAUCAAGGCUUUGGAUGGCGCUUUCACUCCAGAGAACCGCGAGCGCUGCCGUGAAGCCACGGCCCCACUGAUAGAAGCAGUGGAGAACCUGACUGCCUUCGCCUCUAAUCCUGAGUUUGCCACCAUCCCUGCCCAGAUCAGCCCAGAGGGGCGCAGGGCCAUGGAGCCCAUCCUCUCCUCUGCCAAGACCAUGUUAGAAAGCUCUGCUGGCCUUAUCCAGACCGCUCGCUCUCUGGCGGUCAACCCAAAGGACCCUCCCAAGUGGUCGGUGCUGGCGGGCCAUUCGCGCACUGUCUCCGAUUCGAUCAAGAAGCUGAUCACCAACAUGAGGGACAAAGCUCCUGGCCAGCGUGAGUGCGACGAGGCCAUUGAAGCACUGAACAGGUGUGUCCGCGACGUGGACCAGGCCUCCUUGGCAGCCAUCAGCCAGCAGCUGGCGCCUCGCGAAGGCAUCUCCCAGGAGGCCCUGCAUAACCAGAUGCUUACAGCUGUUCAGGAGAUCAGGAACCUCAUUGAACCCGUGGCAGGUGCUGCUCGUGCUGAGGCCUCCCAGCUGGGUCACAAGGUUUCCCAGCUGGCCCAGUAUUUUGAACCCCUGGUCAUGGCUGCGGUGGGCGCAGCCUCCAAGAUGUUGAAUCACCAGCAGCAAAUGAACCUUCUGGACCAGACCAAGACGCUGGCAGAGUCCGGUCUGCAGAUGCUCUACACGGCCAAGGAGGCCGGAGGAAACCCCAAGCAGGCGGCCCACACGCAGGAGGCCCUGGAGGAGGCAGCGCAGAUGAUGAGGGAGGCAGUGGAAGACCUCACAGCCACCCUGAACGAAGCUGCCAGUGCCGCGGGGGUGGUAGGCGGCAUGGUGGACUCUAUCAGGCAGGCCAUCAACCAGCUGGACGAGGGCCCGAUGGGAGAGCCCGAAGGCACAUUUGUGGACUACCAGACCACCAUGGUGAAGACUGCCAAGGCCAUAGCUGUGACAGUACAGGAGAUGGUGACCAAAUCCACCACCAACCCAGAUGAACUUGGCAUCUUGGCCAACCAGCUCACCACGGACUACGGGCACCUAGCCCUGCAGGCCAAGCCCGCUGCCCUCACAGCAGAGAAUGAAGAGAUUGGCGCCCACAUUAAGAACAGAGUGCAGGAAUUGGGCCAUGGCUGUGCCGCUCUUGUGACCAACGCUGGAGCCCUCCAGUGCAGCCCCAGCGAUGCCUACACCAAGAAGGAGUUGAUUGAAUGCGCCCGCAAGGUUUCUGAGAAGGUUUCACAUGUGCUGGCAGCCCUUCAGGCUGGCAACAGGGGCACCCAGGCAUGCAUCACCGCAGCCAGUGCCGUGUCAGGCAUCAUUGCAGAUCUGGACACCACCAUCAUGUUUGCCACCGCUGGAACCCUCAACCGGGAGAAUGCGGAAACCUUCGCUGACCACAGGGAAGGUAUCUUGAAGACAGCCAAAGCGCUGGUGGAAGACACCAAAGUGCUGGUGCAGAACGCCACUGCGAGCCAAGAGAAAUUAGCCCAAGCUGCGCAGUCUUCGGUGACGACCAUUACACGCCUGGCAGAGGUGGUGAAGCUGGGCGCUGCCAGUUUGGGCUCUGAGGACCCCGAGACUCAGGUGGUCCUGAUCAACGCAGUCAAGGACGUCGCUAAAGCCCUGGGAGACCUGAUCAGUGCUACCAAAGCCGCCGCUGGCAAGUCUGGGGAUGAUCCUGCCGUAUACCAGCUGAAGAACUCAGCGAAGGUGAUGGUCACCAACGUCACGUCGCUCUUGAAGACCGUCAAAGCUGUGGAGGACGAGGCCACCAAGGGGACACGGGCACUAGAGGCCACCAUCGAACACAUUCGGCAGGAGUUGGCGGUGUUCUGCUCCCAGGUGCCCCCCGCCAAGACCUCUACGCCAGAAGACUUCAUUCGCAUGACAAAAGGCAUCACCAUGGCAACAGCCAAGGCGGUGGCAGCCGGCAACUCAUGCCGGCAGGAAGAUGUGAUCGCCACAGCCAACCUGAGCCGUCGUGCCAUUGCGGACAUGCUACGCUCUUGUAAGGAAGCUGCAUGCCAUCCAGAUGUGGGCAGUGAGGUGCGGCACCGAGCCCUGCGCUUUGGCAAGGAGUGUGCUAGCGGCUACCUGGAGCUUCUGGAACACGUCCUCGUGAUCCUGCAGAAGCCCAGCCACGACCUGAAGCAGCAGCUGGCUGGCUACUCCAAGCGGGUAGCUGGCUCUGUCACGGAGCUCAUCCAAGCAGCCGAAGCCAUGAAAGGGACCGAGUGGGUGGACCCUGAGGACCCCACGGUCAUUGCCGAAAAUGAGCUGUUGGGGGCAGCCGCUGCGAUCGAGGCUGCAGCAAAGAAGCUGGAGCAGUUGAAGCCACGAGCCAAGCCCAAGCAAGCAGAUGAGAGCCUCAACUUUGAAGAGCAGAUCUUGGAGGCAGCCAAGUCCAUUGCUGCGGCCACCAGUGCUUUGGUGAAGGCGGCCUCUGCGGCCCAGAGGGAGCUGGUGGCCCAAGGCAAGGUGGGUGCCAUCCCAGCCAACGCCCUGGAUGAUGGACAGUGGUCUCAAGGCCUCAUUUCAGCUGCCCGGAUGGUGGCUGCUGCCACCAACAACCUCUGUGAAGCCGCCAAUGCGGCGGUCCAAGGCCACGCCAGCGAAGAGAAGCUCAUCUCCUCGGCCAAGCAGGUGGCAGCCUCCACGGCACAGCUUCUGGUGGCGUGCAAGGUGAAGGCAGACCAGGACUCUGAGGCAAUGAAGCGCCUGCAGGCGGCCGGCAACGCAGUCAAGAGGGCCUCAGACAACCUGGUGAAGGCAGCACAGAAGGCUGCGGCCUUCGAGGACGAGGAGAACGCAACAGUGGUAGUGAAGGAACGGAUGGUCGGGGGGAUUGCACAGAUCAUCGCUGCCCAGGAAGAGAUGUUGCGCAAAGAGCGGGAACUGGAGGAGGCGCGGAAGAAGCUGGCUAUGAUCCGGCAGCAGCAGUACAAGUUCCUCCCCUCUGAGCUGCGGGACGAAGGGCAGAACUGAGCUGCCCCAAGGCCGGACCCCAAGCAAGGACAGCCCUCCUCAUAGCCGGGCCCCGGGGCCCUUGCCGCCAGGCCCACUGCUUCUGCGCGAGCCCCAAAGCCCCUUCAUGCCAUACUCUGGACUGCCUUCCUGGGCUGCCCGUCCUGGGAGCUUUCCCUGUGCCUUGGCUGCUUGCUCAGCCUGAUUGUUUUGAGGGCCGUGGAGCCCCCAUGGGGCUGUGCAAUCUGGGGGGACCACGGGCUCUGCCCACCCCUCCUAGCCUCUGCCUCUGAGCAUUUUGCCUUAAGGGCGGGUGCUGGCCCGUGGCCAAAGGGCUGGCUCUGCCCUUUAUUCCCAAGUGCCUGCCAGACCCCACAGCCCUCCAAUGUCGCCUGGCUCCCCCCACAUCCUGAGCCUCCUUCCUCUGUGGCAGGAGCCCCUUUCCUGCACAAGCUCCCAAGCGUUGUGUGCUUCACCACAUCUGGGGACCAUUCACAAGCUGAGGCUUCUCACCUUUGUACUUUUGAUACAUCCAUAAGGCAGGAAACCCAGGGUUGGGAAGUGGGAGGGAGAGGGGUCUGCUUCCAAGCCCCUCGGGCUGUCUGGAAAGGGCUGGUCUGCAAUAAACUGGUUUCUCUGCU